AUGAGCUUUCUCUACUUAAACUUGCUUAGUCUUGAUCGAAUAGAGAUUUUAUAUGUACUUUUUUCUUCUAUUUUUGCUGUCCUAAAGCACUGUUUUCUGUUUUUCACUUGGAAAAAUUCAAAAAACACCGUUUGUACUUUUUUCAUGCCAAAAAAAAUUUUGAAAAAUGCAGUCAUUUUUAUAGGUUUUGGAGGAUUGAAAAAAGCAUAG
Molecule: messenger RNA, 210 nt
Organism: Blepharisma stoltei
Lineage: Eukaryota; Ciliophora; Heterotrichea; Heterotrichida; Blepharismidae
Source: the annotation of a GenBank genome assembly